AUUAGUACGUCCCGUCCACAUGUACUUGAAAAAUGUGGUUUCUUUAUAUUCUAUUAGACAAUUAAUUAGCAUGAAAAAGCUUUCUGUCAGGUUGUAAUGGUAAAUAACACCUGUAAAUCACAUGUAUAUCUGACUGGUGCGAUUUUCACUUUUGUUACUUUUAUAUGGCUUUGCACUAACUUAUUUUAUCACCAUAGUUAUUGUAAGCUAAAGGCCGUAAGAUACAGUACACCGGGCAAUAUUUUUGCCCGUAGUUUUGGAUUUAAGUUGCAUGUUUUACCAUUUGAAAAUGUCCAGAAAAAAGCUUAACUUUCAUAUUUUCUUACCACUAAGCGAAUAAUUAUGCUAUGUACAAGUCCGCCUCUGACCUUAGUUACGCGCCACUUAGUUCGUCCUGCCUAGUAUGAUCUACCACAAAGUGACACAUAGGGCCUAAUGAUAUUCGUGGCUCAAGUCUUAUCUCGUAUAUUGUAUUCACCCAAGCCUUUAUUUGCCCGUAAACAUUUAUAACGCCUCCACUACUGUCAGUAACUGCUCUGUGGUGUGCCUUCUACGUGUAGCACACGUGCCUUUCUUUCUUUUCUAAAGUAUAUAGGCCUAUCAGAUAUGCAUCUGUACUUCUGGAUUAAGGAUUUUGGAGAUAAUCUGAAGGUAUAUUUGUCCCGCGUUUAAAUGUAAAGUUCACUCCAAAUCAUAUUUUGUGAAUGUUUCCUCUUCAUCGUUCCGUUGGGAGCAAUGCUGAGGAGAAUUGAUGCGCUUUCUUCUCGUUAACAAAAAUCGUCUACUUUGUUCUUGGAUUUUCGAAACUUCAAUCACUGGAGAGGUUAGAUCAUGUGACUAUACUAUUGUGAAAAUGGCGCUGCCCUACUUGGCAUGGCCGGCUGUUGCAGUGAUGUAUAUUUUAUUUGAAGUUCAUUAUUUUCUCCACAGCAUUGCGAUUACAAUAUUGACAAUGUUGCAAACAAAGAAGCAUCCGCUUGAAGAGAGCGUUUACUACAGCAUUUGCUCAACAACAGACUUGGAUCUACAAAUACACAUGAAUAAUGCACGUUAUCUACGAGAAUGCGACUUUGCACGGUUCAAGUUUUGGUGUCAGUGUGGCAUGCCAAGGGCUUCCAGAGCACAAAAUGCAAAAAUAUUAUUAGGAGGAGCCACAAUUAGAUACAGGAGACCACUUCAGCUCUUUGAUACCUUCAGGAUAAAAUCCAAGAUUUUAUGGUGGGAUGAAAAAGCUUUUAUAUUGGAGCAGAAAAUUGAGAGGACACAAGAUGACUUUGUUUGUGCCAUAAUGCUAGCGAAACAAUCAGUGGUAAACUCAACACCAGAAAAGUUACUAAGAGAGAUAGUUGGGGAGGAGAUUCAGAGGCCAGAAUGUCCACCAGAUGUACAGAAAUGGAUAGAAUGUAAUGAAAUUUCUAGUAGAAAUUUACGGAAAAUAGAUUGAAAUGUUGAUUAGGUUAUGUGGUGGCU
This is a messenger RNA of Lingula anatina, 1470 nucleotides long. RefSeq names its product protein THEM6. NCBI's taxonomy places the organism in Eukaryota, Metazoa, Brachiopoda, Lingulata, Lingulida, Lingulidae. The record is from RefSeq and is a predicted model, not a curated record.